Messenger RNA from Sebastes umbrosus (honeycomb rockfish), 1440 nucleotides. RefSeq names its product voltage-dependent calcium channel gamma-1 subunit-like. Gene Ontology annotation, molecular function: calcium channel regulator activity; voltage-gated calcium channel activity. Gene Ontology annotation, biological process: calcium ion transmembrane transport; regulation of calcium ion transmembrane transport via high voltage-gated calcium channel. The record is from RefSeq and is a predicted model, not a curated record. Bases 543 to 1229 code for a protein of 228 amino acids. Lineage: Eukaryota; Metazoa; Chordata; Actinopteri; Perciformes; Sebastidae. The transcript is spliced from 4 exons. Gene Ontology annotation, cellular component: membrane; L-type voltage-gated calcium channel complex.
GUGUUUCAGAUAAAUGAUUGGCAUGAUGAUUAAAUAUUCAAUAGCACUGUCAAAACUUCAAGUUCUCAUUAGAAGUGCACAACUGGAACGCUCACACAGUCAAUAGACCGAGAGCUGAACUUUAAAUCAAAGUGUCUGAUCUUGACCCGUCUCCUGUCGACACCAGAAUGGUCCAGUAAUGGGCGUAAUAGGUGCGAGCACUUCCCCAGUGCGUCUUCGUCUCGUAUAGCUGAAUGGCCUCAGCUCACCAAAGGCAACUUGGGAGGGAGAGGAAGCGAGGAGAGAGGUAGAAAACUAGGGCACUGUUAUCUGGCCGACUUUUUUUACCAACCACCAGGCGUGAGGCAGAGAAAGAGACAGAAAGAGCUGUGGAAACUAGAGCCGGAGAGACGAGAGGACAUCACAAGUGUAGACGAGACAGGGGGGGAACCUCUGGAGUCAACCGAAGACAACCUUGACUGUCCUACGCAGCCUUUUACGAUCACACACACGUGCAAACGCGGGCACGUGAACACACACACACACACACGUCGAGCGGCAACAUGUUUGAGGAGCAGGCGACCAAGGUCAAGAUCACAUCCGUGGUGAUUUUGGUGGGCAUGUCGUCGAUGCUGGCGGCGGUGGUGACCGACCACUGGGCCGUGCUCAGCCCCCGGGUGGAGAAGCUCAACGCCACCUGCGAGGCGGCCCACUUUGGCCUCUGGAGGCUCUGCAAGAAGACCAUCUUCAUCGUGGAGGAAGACCCUCAGGGCAAAGGCUGCGGCCCCAUCAGCUUACCUGGAGCAAAAAACUGUUCCUACUUCAAACACUUUACCUCGGGGGAAGAAGCUGAAGUUUUUGAAGUCAAGACCCAGAAAGAGUACAACAUCUCAGCAGCAGCCAUCGCCAUCUUCAGCCUGUUCUUCAUGACCCUGGGCACCCUCUGUGUCAUCUUCUCUUUCGGGAAGGGACGGGACUACCUGCUCCGGCCCGCUGGGAUGUUCUUCGCCUUCGCAGGGCUUUGCAUCAUCAUCUCCGUCGAGGUCAUGCGCCAGUCCGUCAAGCGUAUGAUCGACAGCGAUGAGACCAUCUGGAUCGAAUACUACUACUCCUGGUCCUUCACCUGCGCCUGCGCCGCCUUCACCCUGCUCAUCCUCAGUGGAGGCGCCCUGCUCCUCAUCUCAAUGCCCCACAUGCCUCGUAACCCCUGGGAGACCUGCAUGGACGCUGAGCCCGACACCUUAGAGUAGCCUCAGGUGAUGCAACGUCUGAAAGCCUGCUUAAAAUAACAAAACAAAAAAUAAAAGUGGUUUGGCAUAUUUUAGCCCUUUAACGACAUAUCUUAUCCCACAUAUUUAUCCUUACUGCAAGCUAUUUCCCAAAGUGUUUCCCACUUUCCGUGGCCAUUGAUUUCAGAUAAUGUUGGUAAAAUAUUAACUUGUGAUAGUUAACCAGCCACAG